GUGGAUUUAGUGGAAUGUUGAUUAUUUACAAACUCAUUUUAUAGAUUAAUUGUUUCUACACCUUGGAGUUUUAACUAGGCCUAUAAAAUUUACUUUUAACUUUUCCUAAUUUAGGCUUUAGGUCUUUAACAUUUAGAAAUGGGUAAAGGUAAGAAGAGGAGGCUCAAGGAAGACAACGAACAAGAAUUUGAUCCUGCCCCCAAACAUUUAUCAAUUGCUCACAUCAGGAACCAAGAAAAACGAUUAAUUGUAAUACUUGAACAAGCCCAGUUAGAAUCAGUAAAGGUAGGAAACACAUUCCAGUUGUUGAACUGUGAUGAUCACGAAGGUAUUCUCAAGAGGCAUGACAGAAUGCCAGGUGCAGUGCGACCAGAUAUUACCCACCAAUGCCUCAUGAUGUUGCUCGAUAGCCCUCUCAAUCGAGCUGGUCUGCUACAGAUUUAUAUUCACACUGAGAAUAAUGUCCUGAUUGAAAUCAAUCCGCAAGUUAGAAUACCAAGAACAUUUAAAAGGUUUUGUGGUCUGAUGGUUCAGCUCCUGCACAAGUUCAGUAUACGAGCUUCAGACAAUGCAAUGAAGUUAUUGAAAGUUAUUAAAAAUCCAGUAACAGAUCAUUUACCUGUGGGUUGCCGCAAGAUUGGGACUUCUUUUGCAGCAGAGAAAGUUAUCAAUCCGAGGGAAAUUGUACCUCAGGAAGAGCCAAUUGCCAUUGUGAUUGGAGCCAUCGCAAGAGGAUCGGUGCAGCCAGAUUAUAUUGAAGACACUAUAUCAAUAAGCAACUACCCACUAUCCGCUGCACUAACGUGCAGUAAGCUGUGCUCUGCUUUUGAAGAGGUCUGGGGUGUUAUGUAGGAAUAUGCUUGUUUACUUUGUAAAUACAUUUUUAUGAAACGUG
Molecule: messenger RNA, 895 nt
Organism: Macrosteles quadrilineatus (aster leafhopper)
Lineage: Eukaryota; Metazoa; Arthropoda; Insecta; Hemiptera; Cicadellidae
Product: ribosomal RNA small subunit methyltransferase NEP1
Exons: 5
Coding region: 139-852 (237 amino acids)
Biological process (GO): rRNA base methylation
Cellular component (GO): nucleolus; small-subunit processome
Molecular function (GO): rRNA binding; rRNA (pseudouridine) methyltransferase activity
Source: RefSeq, a predicted model, not a curated record